AUGAUGUCUAACAAACGUAGCAUUACUACCGUGGAAAUCGAGGAGUACCAGGAUCACCCAAGUGUGGCAGUCAGCAGUUUAUUCAAGGGUGUUCGUGUGCCUGAAGACACUAAAUUUGAACUAUACAGAAAGAAAUCUUCCAAAGGUGCCUUUGUUCUGCACGGUGAAAAUGACAGACUAGAGUAUGAGGGAUCCACGGAUUCAAAUUCUACAGACGCAAACCAAUACGUCGUUGGUGUUUACAACCCAAGUAAGAAAGCUAUUCAACUAUACAAGGCUCCAGUAAUUGACUCGAAAGUUAUCUCUAAGAGUUGCAAGAACCUAUCUGGUCCAAAGAUCAAAAGUCAAAAGGAAAUAAGAAACUCCGUACUAAGAAAUGCCUUGGGUGAAGCAUUUGGUACUAAAAAAGCAAAGAAAGCCAUCGCCGAUCUUGAGAGAAACCGUGUUGAUUCCGAUAAACUGGUGGAUUCUGCAAUUGACAUUGUUGAUUCUGUCAGGACUGCUGCAAAGGGUUUGCCAUCAAGACAAGAAUUAGAAGACAAGAUAACUCUGGACAGACCAACUCCAGUGGCUAACGUCGAUGCUACAGACGUGGAACAAAUCUACCCUGUUGAAAAUAUAAUACCGAAGAGAGAAUGGCAGUUUAUUCGUGUAGGCGCAUUCUUAAAGGAGAAUGACCCUGAGAAAAGAUUGGAGAUGUUACCUUACACUAAAUCUCAAUACAUCAGUAAGAAGUUGCCAACUUUGACCCAAGCAGCUCAGACAACUAAACUUCAAUUAUUAUACUACCUUUCUUUACUAUUAGGGAUCUAUGAAAACAGAAGGGUCAACAAUAAAGUAAAACUAUUAGAAAGGCUGAAUUCACCACCAGAGAUGUUGCUGGACGGUGUACUAGAGAGAUUCACAAUUUCCAAGGCCAGCCAAAUUGGCAGAUCGAAGGACAGGUCGUUUGUCAUUGAUCCACAAAAUGAGGACAAAUUAUUAUGUCAUAUUUUGAUCCUCGUUAUGCAUUUACACAAUUUCAUUGUGGAGAUUUCUCCAUUGGCUAAGGAACUAGCAUUGAAACCAUCAAAAGUUGUGAGUCUUUUCAGAGUGAUUGGUGCGGUCGUAAAGGGAGCCACUGUUGCACAAGCUGAAGCUUUUGGAAUUCCCAAGAGUUCUGCUUCAACCUACAAAAUCGCUACAUUGAAAGUUCCUUUCAAAUUACCACAGAUGACAAGAAGAGGAAGAGCCCCACGAUAA
Messenger RNA from Torulaspora delbrueckii, 1242 nucleotides. It is a transcript of the gene RPA49, whose product is annotated as DNA-directed RNA polymerase I subunit RPA49. Gene Ontology annotation, molecular function: DNA binding. Gene Ontology annotation, biological process: nucleolar large rRNA transcription by RNA polymerase I; transcription elongation by RNA polymerase I; RNA polymerase I preinitiation complex assembly. The transcript has a single exon. Gene Ontology annotation, cellular component: RNA polymerase I complex. The record is from RefSeq and is a predicted model, not a curated record. The coding region runs from base 1 to 1242 and encodes 413 amino acids. NCBI's taxonomy places the organism in Eukaryota, Fungi, Ascomycota, Saccharomycetes, Saccharomycetales, Saccharomycetaceae.